This is a messenger RNA of Serinus canaria (Common canary), 1580 nucleotides long. RefSeq names its product solute carrier family 25 member 37 (gene SLC25A37). Gene Ontology annotation, biological process: iron import into the mitochondrion. Gene Ontology annotation, cellular component: mitochondrial membrane. The record is from RefSeq and is a predicted model, not a curated record. The transcript is spliced from 3 exons. The coding region runs from base 26 to 820 and encodes 264 amino acids. Gene Ontology annotation, molecular function: ferrous iron transmembrane transporter activity. NCBI's taxonomy places the organism in Eukaryota, Metazoa, Chordata, Aves, Passeriformes, Fringillidae.
UCUCUGUGCUUGGUUGCAGACGCGGAUGCAGAGCCUGCAGCCCGACCCCCAGGCCCAGUACCGGGGCGUGUUCCAGGCCCUGCGGAAGAUGGUGCGCACCGAGGGCUUCUGGCGGCCCCUGCGGGGCAUCGAUGUCACCAUGCUGGGGGCUGGCCCUGCCCACGCCCUCUACUUCGCCUGCUACGAGAAAAUGAAAAAGUCUCUCAGUGAUAUUUUCCAGCCAGGAGGAAACAGCCACUUGGCCAAUGGCAUUGCUGGGAGCGUGGCCACGCUGCUGCACGACGCCGUGAUGAACCCUGCCGAAGUGGUGAAGCAGCGGCUGCAGAUGUUCAACUCUCCGUACACGUCGGUGCUGGGCUGCGUGCGGACGGUGCACAGGACCGAGGGCUUGGGAGCCUUCUACCGCAGCUACACCACGCAGCUGACCAUGAACGUGCCCUUCCAGGCCAUCCACUUCAUCACCUACGAGCUGAUGCAGGAGCACCUGAACCCCCACCGCCAGUACCACCCCCAGUCCCACAUCGUGGCGGGCGCCGUGGCCGGAGCCGUGGCCGCCGCCGCCACCACGCCGCUGGACGUGUGCAAGACGCUGCUGAACACGCAGGAGGACACGGCCCUGAGCUCCCUCAAGAUCAGGGGGCACCUGUCGGGCAUGGCCAACGCCUUCAGCACCGUUUACCAGCUGGGAGGGCUCCCCGGCUUCUUCAAGGGCGUGCAGGCCCGGGUCAUUUACCAGAUGCCCUCCACGGCCAUCGCCUGGUCCGUCUACGAGUUCUUCAAGUACUUCCUCACCAAGCGCGCGCUGGAGAGGAGACCCUGAGGAGCCCCGGGGAGGGGAGCGGGGCCUGCCCGGGCUCCUGGCACUCUGCCCCGCUGCAACCGUGCUGCACCGCUGCAACCGUGCUGCACCGCUGCAACCGUGCUGCACCGCUGCAACCGUGCUGCACUGCUGUCCCCACAUCCCCUGGGGAUUGGCACUGAGGGACCCGGGGGCUCCGGGGAUCCCUGGUCACCGUGUCCUCAGGAAUUCCUGGACACUGAGUGCCCCACUGUCACUGAGUGACCCAGGGAUCUCUGGACACCGAGUGUGUCCCUGUCACUGAGUGACCCCAGGGAUCCCUGGUCACCGAGUGUGUCCCUGUCACUGAGUGUGUCCCUAUCACUGAGUGACCCCAGGGAUCCCUGGUCACCGAGUGUGUCCCUGUCACUGAGUGUGUCCCUGUCACUGAGUGACCCCAGGGAUCCCUGGUCACCGAGUGUGUCCCUGUCCCUGAGUGUCCUCAGGGAUCCCUGGACACCGGGUGUGUCCCUGUCACUGAGUGUCCCCAGGAACUCCUGGACACUGAGUGUCCCCAGGGAUUCUGGACAUUCCUGGUCACUGAGUGUCCCCCUGUCUCCAGGUGUCCCCAGGGAUUCCCGUGGUGCUCCCCCUGGUCACUCAGUGUCCCCUGUCACUCAGUGUCCCCUGUGAUUCCUGGUCACUCAGUGCCCCUUUCCCUUCCUUAAACAACAACAACAAAAAAAAGAGUUUAUACAGACUUUGAUAUUAAUAUAUAUCUAUUUAAUAACUUUAUUUGGAA